AUGCUACCCCAUGGACUCUCUAAACCCGAAGACAUGGACGCAAAAUCCAUCAUCUCCAUGCAAGAACUGGACCCAUCGCCCGUUGAUGAUUUAAGCCCUGAUCUGGAGAGCGGAGAGUACUUCCCGAGGCCUGAAGAUAGUCUCUUGCGGUCUGGCAACGGGUCCUCGAUUUCUAAACUGGGUCUCCGCGGGCACCGGUGGGAUGCAUGGUUAUCCGGACUCCAAAGAUACUCGACAUAUCCACCCACGGCUUUCUUCGCCCUGCACUUUACAAACACCGCCCUUAUCCCGCUCUUGACUCGUUCCGUGCCCGCCAGCGAACCCUACCUUCUCCUCACGCGACCAAUCUACCAGGCCCCCGGCCUCGAGCAUAUCGUCCUCACAAUCCCCGUCCUUGCACACAUUGUCUCCGGAGUCGUCCUGCGUAACAUUCGUGCCUCGCGCCGCGCACGGUUAUACGGUGCCGAGACUCGUGCGCAACGAGAUCUACUGUCAUUCUGGCCCCGGGUCUCUCUCCAGGCGCGCUCCGGGUACUUGUUAGCACCGCUAAUUGGAGUUCAUGUCCUGGUCAACCGUGCUACACCAGUAAUGGUUGAUGGUGGUAGUUCUGGCGUGGGCUUGGGAAGGCUUCUUACGACCCCCGAGAAUAAGGACCGGACGCGAAGACAGCGCAAGAUGUGGUGGAUUGUCAAUGGCAUUGCCACUGUGGGCGCAUCCAUUUGGCUUGGGGGUGCUCUCGGCAUCAUCGGACGGGCUGGAGAGGGCGCUGGCUGGGAGGCUAAGGGGUGGAAUGAGAUCUAUAGCCAGGUCCCGAUUAUUGGAGCCUGGCUGUGA
This is a messenger RNA of Penicillium alfredii, 834 nucleotides long. RefSeq names its product MCP1 family protein. The record is from RefSeq and is a predicted model, not a curated record. Bases 1 to 834 code for a protein of 277 amino acids. NCBI's taxonomy places the organism in Eukaryota, Fungi, Ascomycota, Eurotiomycetes, Eurotiales, Aspergillaceae. Gene Ontology annotation, biological process: lipid homeostasis; mitochondrion organization. The transcript is spliced from 3 exons. Gene Ontology annotation, cellular component: mitochondrial outer membrane.